This is a messenger RNA of Phalaenopsis equestris, 1678 nucleotides long. Its product is annotated as kinetochore protein Nuf2. Bases 98 to 1429 code for a protein of 443 amino acids. NCBI's taxonomy places the organism in Eukaryota, Viridiplantae, Streptophyta, Magnoliopsida, Asparagales, Orchidaceae. Gene Ontology annotation, biological process: kinetochore organization; mitotic spindle organization; meiotic chromosome segregation. The transcript has 11 exons. Gene Ontology annotation, cellular component: Ndc80 complex; kinetochore. The record is from RefSeq and is a predicted model, not a curated record. Gene Ontology annotation, molecular function: protein-containing complex binding.
AAUCUUUUUGAAGGGUCCGCAGGCUACAAAGCGAGAGAGAGAGAGAGCACUCGUCGGUCGGACAGAAUAAUUUUCCGAGAAAGAGAGGAGCAAGAAUAUGUCGUCAGCCUUCUACUGCCCGGAGAUGUCGGCGGCGCAGAUUGCCGGCGUUCUCAACGAUAGCGGCAUCGCCAACAUCUCUGAGUCGGACCUCGCCGCCCCCACUGCUGACCUAGCUUGCGCUCUCUAUGCCAGCGUCAUCAACUACUUCCAACCCCUCCGUGAAGACGUCAAUGCCGACCUUGAUUUUGGCGCUCUCCAGCUGCUGGACAACCCCGAGUACCACGAGGAGGCCAUCCGAGCCAUUAACCUAUUCCACCGGAUGAAUGAGUUCCUUGUUUCUAUAAAUUGCGAUGGAUUCAAGCUCUCUGACUUGUUGAUGCCGGAACCCCGGAGGAUGAUUCUCAUCUUUAGCGCCAUUGUCAAUUUUCUCUACUAUAGAGAGGAAAAACUGGCCGCUUUGCAAGUGUUUAUGGAUAAGCUACCUGCGUGCGAUGAGAGAAGAAGUGAACUCGAGGAGAAGCUUGCAGUGUUAAAGAAGCAAUGUAUGGAUUAUGAAGUUGCACGGAAAAAGGAGGAGCCUAUGGUUCAUGAGUUGGAUGCAGACGUGAACAAACUAAAGCAAUCUAUACAGGAAUAUAACAAGCAGCAAAUGUUGAUGAGGAACCAGGCUAAAGAGCUCAAGGAGAAGGCUGAUGCCAUCGAUAGCAAGAUCUCACAAGCAGAUUUUGAGCUAUUGAAGAAGGCGGAAGAAAACAACAAAUUAUUGUCUGAAGUUGUUCAGUCUCCAGACAAACUACAGCGGACCCUCGAGGAAAAAAGAAAAAAACUUUCUGAGGUGAAGAAUUCUGAGAGAAUGUCAAUUCAAAGUGUCCAUGAGAAAAACACGGCUCUAGAGGUGUGCUCUAAGGCUUCUGAAAAAUUGUCAAAACUUUUGGCCCUAGGCCAGGCUACUCAGGAACAAAUAAAUUCAGCUAAAAAUAUAGAGAAGGACUUGAAGGCUUUGAAGCUCAAGUUGAGUAAUGAUGCGGUUUCUGAUAUGUCCCUUGAAGCAAAGAUGUUUGAAUUGCAAGGGAAAGUAAAACAAGCUGAGGAAUUGCUGAGAGCAACAGAAAAGGAGAGACAAGUGAGACAAACAGAGGAUAUUCAGAAACUCAAUAAUGCGAGGGCAGAAGUGGAAGAGAAGCUGAAAAGCCUCGAGCAACGUGAAAGGAAGCUUGAAGAUAUGGUUGCCAGGAUUGACAGUUUACGUCAAGAAGCUGAUUCAGUUAGAGAACGUGAAAAAUUAAAGCAGCAAAAGCUCUUGUCCAAGCUCGAAGAACUUGUACAUGCGUUUCACAGCUACCAAAGAAGCAAUUCACUUGAGAUAUCUAGAACUAGUGAUGUCUAAAAAUAGCAUCCACUACAUGGUUCCUCCCACCUGAUGUGAAAAGUGAUGCUGCUCUGUUUCUUUUUCUUUUUGUUUUUGUCUAUUUUGCUUUGGUUAGUUUUGUUUUGUGUGUGUGUAAAUACAAUGAGAUUGAAAUGUUAUGUGUUAACUGGUUUUUUCUUUUACUUUGCUAGCAUAAAUAUUUGUUUCAUUUGCAAGUAGGGGUGUUAAAGCUCGCUCGUGUUUGGCUCGUUUAUAUUUCGAGCUCAA